UUGUGCUUCAGUUUCUUGCUGAAUCCUAAAUAAACGGAUUGAUAUUUACUACCCGGAGGAUAAUGUAACUUAAAAAGGUAUUUAUUAGAAACUGUUGAUUCUUUCUUGAAUGCAUAAUUUAUGGUGUUCUCUUGUAUGUAACUCAUAGAGCCUGCAAAGAAGUAGUAAAUGUUAUGGUGCAUUAUAUAUCUCCAAUUGAUGCAGCCUUCACGGUAAUUAUACCAUUCACUACUUAUUAAUUAGUUUCUGAAAGUAUUUGAUUUUCUUGAAUGUCACAUAUGAAGAGAGGAUUAUUGGAAGUAUUUCUCGUUGAUGCUCAUGGAAUCACACACACAAAUUUUAUUGGAAGUCCUGUGUAUUAUGUGCUCUUACAAUGUGGGAUAAAGGAAUACCGUAGCAAAAUGUCGAAAGGUGAUAAUGACAAUGCAUUGUGGAACCAAAAGUUUGUUUUCGAUUUCCCAAUGUCUCAAUGGAAGAAGCUGACCUACAUCAAAUUUAGAAUCAUGGACAAAGAGCUCUUCAAAGAUGGUGGAUUUGUCGGUGAAACCAUAAUUCAUCUUGGAGGGAUAAUAACCGAAGGACGUGACAGAGGAUACAUGGAAAUUAAACCAGCUCCAUACAAUGUUGUUCUUGAGGACGAUACUUUUAAAGGUGAACUAAAAGUCGGAUUGAGAUUCAUUGCAACGGAUAAAUUGCAGAGGAAAGCAUGGGAACUGAAGAUGGAGGCCAAAAACCGCGAAGAACCAAUGGUUUCUCCAAUUCUGAAUCUAAUGAAACUUCCUUUGCUAAGGUUCAUAGCUGCAUGGGCAAGAAGGCAGUGUCUCAUCAAUGCAAAACUACUUUAUUGUUUCGUCGACUAUAAGCAAUGUUCUUACUUCUUUAUUUGUAGCUAGGGUUUCCCGAUCAACCCUUUCACGGUAUCGUGAUGGGCAAGAAUACGAAACUGUUGAUGACUUUAAUCUUUUUCACCUUAAUCUUUAAUGUAAUAAAUGUUCUGCAUUUAUAUCUUUUGAUGUAACAUUUUUCUUACUUUCAUUUAAU
Molecule: messenger RNA, 1041 nt
Organism: Arabidopsis lyrata subsp. lyrata
Lineage: Eukaryota; Viridiplantae; Streptophyta; Magnoliopsida; Brassicales; Brassicaceae
Product: elicitor-responsive protein 3
Exons: 6
Coding region: 270-893 (207 amino acids)
Source: RefSeq, a predicted model, not a curated record